GCGAUUGCAUUUAUUUUUUGUUUACAUUUUCCACACGUACGAUGCAAAUCAGUGCUUUUUUUUCUUCUGAUUCAAACACCAAGUGUAAAUAAAUUACGAUUUCGUUGUUACUAUCAUAUUCAGUCAUUGUUGAUAACAAACGACAACCGAAGAUUUUGCAGAAACAUAAACCCAUGUAUACAGCUUUAUUCGCCACUUAAUUGCUUCUGCUGCUCCGCUCCGGAUUUGUGACAGUAACUUAAUACACACAUACAUACGUACAUAACAUAGAUGCAUGCCUACAUAGAGCUGUAACGAACACAGAUACUAUUGUUUGUUUGUGUGUGCGCGCAUGUAAGCGGAAAAACCUACAUAUGAACAUUUAUGGACAUGUAAAAUUGUUUAUCUGUGUGUAUGCAUAUUAAAAACAAUUAUUGCGCUUCGCUGUUGAACGUAAAUGCAUAAAAUAUUAAACAAAAAAUUGGAUACAUACAUAAAUUAGUGAAAACGGACACAUCAGCAAAACAGUUUUAAAGGCAAAUCCCAGUCUCUCUCCGCCCCUCGUCCAGUGGAAAUAAAUUUGAAGUGACCGACGCGUCGGAGAAAGAUUGUUGUUGUUGCAAAAAUGGCGGAACGUCGCGGCACAAAGGCCUUGGAGCAAUGGUGUCGACGUAUGACCGAAGGAUAUCCGGGCGUUAAGAUCGACAAUAUGACAACAUCGUGGCGUGAUGGGCUCGCCUUUUGUGCAAUUAUUCACCACUUCCGACCGGAUCUAAUCGAAUUCGAGAAACUCAAUAAGAAAGAUGUGUACUACAAUAAUGAGUUGGCAUUUACCACGGCUGAGAAAUAUUUGGGCAUACCAGCGUUACUCGACGCCGUCGACAUGGACACCUAUGAAGUUCCGGACAGAUUAUCGAUUCUCACCUACCUAUCCCAAUUCUAUCAGGCGUUCGCACACUCACACCAUGCUAAAGGUACCGGCAGCAGCAGCAGCAGCAGUUCUACCAGCAGCGGUCUGAAGCGUACCAGUCCCGGGAGAGAGGAAUCACAAAUUGCAAAUACUAAUGAACCACCGCCAAAGAUGGCGCACGUUGUGGGCGUGCCACGACGUGAUCCCUGCCAGAAGUGUCAGCUGCCGGUGUUUCUGGCCGAACGCCUGCUUAUUGGCAAGCAGGUCUACCAUCGCACCUGUCUGAAAUGUGCUCGCUGCGGCUCACAAUUGUCGCCGGGCAGCUUCUACGAGACAGAGGUGAACAAUGAGUAUUGCUGCGAAACCUGUCCUGACGAGGAGGACGAAAUUGAAAUUCGCGAAGACACAGACACGGCACCAACCACUAGUGCUGGUGCCCAUGGGAAACCCGUUCGCAACUCUCUAUCCGAACGUUUGGCCUUCUUUGAGCAGAGCGCCGUCCAUAAUAAUGGCCACAAGGUGCUGCAGAAGAGCGUCAGCGACGAGGAGAAACGUCAGCACAUCAACGAGGCGCGAUCCUAUCAGCCACCCACAACUGUCUAUAAGGGGAAUGCAGCUUUGGGCAGUUUCCUGCAUGGCAUUGUCGAUGACAAACCUGUCGAAGACACAAAACAUGAUGUACCAGACACGGGAAUUCCCAUAAGUGACGAAGUGGAGAAGAAGGAGAUUCCCUCGACACCGUCUUCGGGACGGUUUAGAACUGAAACGAAAAUCAGCCUUGAAGUGUCUGAAGAAGAUAAAGAAAACAUCAGCGAACAACACGAUAAGCCAUCGGUGUUAGCAACAAAGUGCGAGGAACAACUGAAGGAAGCGGAUGCGGAUACGGUUACAGAGAAUGUAGAAGUCACAAAGCAGCUUUUGGACGAUGUCAGUGAUCAGCUGGGUGUGCUGGAAGCACAACAAGAAUCACGUGAAAAGGAGCAGUUGCCACCUCCUCCACCUGAACAAGCGGUUGUGGAGCAGGAAGUCGUUAUGCCGUCCAGGACGCCGUCAGAAGAACCCAAUAACGUAAACAUGCAGGAAAAAUUAGAAAUAGCCGCAGACGACGUAGAAGAAAGACGUACGCCUUCAAAUAUUCCCAUUAAAAUAGAAGACGAGACUUUAGAGGAGUCCACAAGCCCAGCAGAGCGGAAAGAGAAAAUCGUAAAGGAAUCCGAGGAAGUCGAACAUCAUAGCGAUAGUGUGCCUCUAUCGCCAACGACUUCGGUGGAAAACCGCUAUCCGGAAUAUCUAAAUCCCUUCGCUUCGGAUGACAGCGAUGAUGAACCACAAUCAGCACUCGCGCCACCACCCGCCCCAGCACAAGCCCAACACCCGGGCAUUACAUCACCGGACAGCCUGAAUCCAUUUGACAGCGAGGACGACGAGGUGGAGUUGGAGAAGGCUGGCAGCAAAGGUCGUCAAUCGUCAGGCUCCAUUAAGGUACCACCACCACGACCGCCGCCGCCACGCAUCCUGCGAAGUGAGCAUGAGAAUGAUGCCGAUGGUCAAACAGCUGGAUUGGGAUCUUCGAGACGUUCCAGCCUAACACUGCCGGCGACCAAGAAAAUACCUUUGCCAACGCCGAGAACGACAAUUUCACAAUCGCAAACACCCACACCGGAGCCGACACCACGACUCAGUCAACGCAGUAAUGUGCGGGAUAUGGGAAGCCAUUAUGAUAGCAACAGCUCGCUUUUCUCGCCGGUCAGCCCUCAACAACAGAUACAGCGUGACGCAGAUGGGCGGGGAUCAAACAAUUCGCUGUCAUCUUCGGCUGGUGGUACUGUCCGCUCGCGUAAGUCGAGACGCGCUCCGGUGCCGCCUGGUGCGCUCAAGGAGCUGUUCCCAUCGUCUGAGGAGAAUGUGAAUCGCAGCAAUUCGAGCCUCAACAGUGGCGAUAGUGAAUUGAAAUCUCAUUCAGUUGUAAGUUCGCCGAAGUCGAGUCGCAAAAAACGUCCGGCACCAACGCCUCCGAAACCGGCCAGACUGGAGGUGCGGAAUCCUCCGCAUGUAGAAUCACAGCAGCAGGAAAACAUUAACGGAAACGAUUCAAAAAACUUGCUUAGUUACCCUCUGCAGGGCGACUUGGAUUCGGCUAAAAUGCCAGAUGAAGAGAAAGCCUUGUUGGAGGGUAAGCCCGAUACGGGCCAACAAAGUACGCGACGACUCAUUCCAUUACAUCACAGCCUGCUGUCAGACGAUGAGACGGCGAAUCCGAGCAAUUCCGCAGAUGAGCAAAAGCAGCGUAACGCUGUCGCGGAAACGGACAUUGUGUAUCGCCGGAUACUGAUGCCCCCAACAAUUAAUACGCCCACCCAUCUGGAUCAGCCGAAUGAGCACAAUCGCCAGCUGGAGAAACUGAAGGAUAACAAGGAGGCGCAAAAUCGCAAUCGUCAAUUGCAAGUGUUUGGACUCGAAAGCCACAAUAGUACGACUUCCGCCAGCAUAUAUAACAAGUCGACGCAUGGGAAGUGGAAGCGACGCAAGGGUCCAGCCCCUGCCCUGCCCAUUCCGCAACGCAAAGUCCUGCAGAUGUUGCCGCUACAGGAGAUACGUCACGAAUUGGAAAUCAUAGAAGUACAGCAACAGGGUCUAGAGAAGCAGGGCGUCAUUUUGGAGAAGAUGAUUAGGGAUCGCUGCGAGGGACCCACUAUUGUGACAACCGCAGCAACAGCAGUAGAUGCCGCAGAUUCCACUCCCAGCCCAAUUGCAACCAAUCCAGCCGAGCAGGGUCAAAAUUCUAAAGAAGUGGAAGAUUUAAUUUUGCAACUCUUCGAGUUGGUGAACGAGAAGAACGAAUUGUUUCGUCGUCAAGCGGAGCUAAUGUAUCUACGACGGCAACAUCGUUUGGAGCAGGAACAGGCCGAUAUUGAAUACGAGAUACGUGUACUGAUGAGCCAACCGGAGCUCAAUAAAACGGAUACGGAUAAGGCGCGAGAGGAAGCGUUAAUCGCACGUCUGGUUGAAGUCGUAGAAUUGCGAAAUGAGGUGAUCGACUGCCUUGAAAUGGAUCGACUGCGCGAAGCUGAAGAGGAUUUAAGCAUAAAACAGCGCUUGGAACUGCACAAUGCCAAGCGCGGGGCCUCCAAUAUACCCGACAAACCAAAAACAGGAAGCGCAAAACUCUCCAAAAAGGAAAAGAAGCAACAGAAGGAGAGUAAAAAGUUGUCGAAAAUGAAAAAUAUGGACGUUGAUAAGGACGCCGAUGAAUCGGAGCUGAAACCAACCAAGGAAAAGACAAAGAAAAAACACAAAUUGUUCUUUUAGGAGCGUCUAUGAAGAACGCUUAGAAACGCUUCUCCCACCCGCUGUUCGUUCUGUGUGCUCACAAAGCACAUAAACCCCCCUCCUCACUUCACGUUCCCUCGCCCCCUACAAGAUACAACACAUUUACUUGUGAUACUUGAAUUCUCGUUUUUAAUUUUGUGAAACAUAUAUCUAUUUUUUUUUUUGUUUUUUUUUGUGUUUUCUAUGUAGGUCGUGUGCACUUAAAUUUGUUUGUUAAAUAUUAUUCAAUGUCUGCAACAAUUGCCUAAACAACAGCUGUGCACUUAAAAUCUUAAAGAUGUACUAUUUAUAAUAUUAUAAUAAAAUUAUAUAAAGGAAUGGAA
Molecule: messenger RNA, 4542 nt
Organism: Scaptodrosophila lebanonensis
Lineage: Eukaryota; Metazoa; Arthropoda; Insecta; Diptera; Drosophilidae
Gene: MICAL-like
Product: MICAL-like protein 1
Exons: 9
Coding region: 605-4198 (1197 amino acids)
Molecular function (GO): protein binding
Source: RefSeq, a predicted model, not a curated record